Messenger RNA from Cryphonectria parasitica EP155, 1014 nucleotides. RefSeq lists its product as uncharacterized. The record is from RefSeq and is a predicted model, not a curated record. Lineage: Eukaryota; Fungi; Ascomycota; Sordariomycetes; Diaporthales; Cryphonectriaceae. The transcript has 6 exons. The coding region runs from base 1 to 1014 and encodes 337 amino acids.
AUGGCCGUUGAGAACACCGGGCCUGAGCAGGUCAGCACAACGGCAGUGCUGCUUGCCUUGGCGACGGUAUUCACAGUCCUGCGAUUCUGGGCUCGAUAUCAAGUUGUCGCCAAAUAUGGACUGGACGACAGCUUGCUUGUCGCUGGUUUGAUUGGCGUGUUUGUGGUCGGUGGGCUUAAUUUUGGUAUGGUAAAUUAUGGCAUGGGAAGACAUGCCGACACGCUCUCGUUAGACCAACUCGAGGAGGUGCUGAAGCGUCUCUUGGCCUUCGAGUGCGUGUACGUCACGACAGUGGCGCUGGUCAAGCUAUCUAUCUUGUCCAUGUACCUGCGCAUCUUCCCCAGCCGCGACUUCAAAAUCGGCGCCUAUACAAUCGGCUCCAUCGUCAUCGCAUGGUGCAUCGCCAUCGUCCUGGUCUCAAUUUUCCAGUGUGAUCCGAUCGAGAAGGCGUGGAUCCCUUGGAUGACUACGGGCACGUGCAUCAAUCUAAGGGCCUCCUUCAUUGGGAACGGUGUGCCGAAUAUCCUCACCGAUGUCGCCAUCUUGGCCAUGCCUGUCAAGCAGGUCUGGCAUCUGCACGCCACCAUGGCGCAGAAGAUCUCGCUGCUGUGCACGUUCGGCCUCGGCAGCUUUGUGCUCGUUGCCAGUAUCUACCGUUUCUCUACUCUCAUGAGCUUCAAUGAAGAAGACACUACAUUCACCCUCGCAACCCCUUGCACAUGGUGUGUCGUCGAGUCCGCCUGCGGCGUCAUCUGCGCCAACCUCCCGACCCUGCGACCCCUGGCCAAGAAGUUCUCGAACAAGUUCGGCAGCUCCGAGAAGUCCAGGAGCCGGACGAACGGGAGCCUGGGCCCCACCGAGCUGGUCACCAUCGGGCGCUCCCAGCAGAUGAACAGCCGCAUCACCAGGACCAAGAGCCCCUUCGAGAGGCUGGACGAUGAGUCGAGCGAGGGCGACGCCUACGACGUUCCCACGAGAAACAAGAGACUAUAUAGGGAAGACCCCCUUACUUAG